AUGGAAGGAGAACUGAAGCAGCACACAGUGGUGGUCGUGGGCAGCGGUGGCCGCGAGCACGCCAUCGUUUGGAAGCUCAGCCAGAGCCCCAAGGUGGCUCACAUCUACGUCCUGCCCGGCAAUGGCGGUACGGAAGCGCUGGGCCGGGAGCUGGCCAAGAAGGGUGCGCCGGCGGUGGUACAGAACGUGGCCGGGAUCAGCACCAACGAGGCCAUCGUCGCCUUUGCCCAGGAGAAGAAGGCCUCGCUCGUUGUGGUCGGACCGGAGGCUCCUCUCGCCGCUGGACUUGGUGACGAUUUGAACAAGGCCGGCGUGCCGUGCUUCGGUCCCUCCAAGGCAGGCGCUCAGAUCGAGGCCUCUAAAGUCUUCGCCAAGGAUUUCAUGCAUAAACACAACAUCCCCACCGCCACCUACCAGGUGUUUGACGAUGCCGAGAAGGCGCUCAAGUACAUCGACGACACCCCACACACGCUGGUGGUCAAGGCGUCAGGCCUGGCGGCCGGCAAGGGCGUCAUCGUGCCCAAGAACAAGGACGAGGCCAAGCAGGCUGUGCGCGAGAUCAUGGUCGACAAGGUGUUUGGCGAGGCCGGCAAUCUGGUGGUGCUGGAGGAGCUGCUCGUCGGACCCGAGGUCUCUUUCCUCGGCUUUUGCGAUGGUACCACGGUGGUCCCCAUGCCCGCCGCUCAGGACCACAAGAGAGCGCUCGACAAUGACAAGGGCGCCAACACGGGCGGCAUGGGUGCCUUCGCGCCCACGCCGGCCGUCACGCCCGAGAUGGCGCAGGAGUGGACCGCCACCGUGCUCCAGGCCGCCCUCGACGGCCUCAAGAAGGACGGCAUUCCCUUCGUCGGCGUCCUCUUUGCCGGUUUGAUGCUGACCAAGAAUGGGCCGCGGGUGCUGGAGUACAACUGUCGGUUCGGCGACCCUGAGACGCAGGUCAUCCUGCCCCUCCUGAAGACGGACCUGUUCGAGGUCAUGCUGGCCUGCGUGCAGGGCCGGCUGGCCCAGCUCCGCGUCGAGUGGGCCACCGCGCGCGCGGCCGUCACCGUCGUCGCCGCCUCGGGCGGCUAUCCCGACAAGUACCCCGUCGACAAGCCCAUCGCCGGUCUCAACUCUCUGCCCCAGUCCAUCGAUGCCGAGGGUGGCGUGUAUGUGUUCCACGCGGGCACGAAGGCGGCCGCGGACGGCCAGGGGGUGGUGACCAGCGGCGGCCGCGUACUGGCGGUGACGGCCGUGAGCCCCCGGCCGGCCCAGGCCAUCGCCCGGGCCUACGCCGCGCUCGACAAGAUCCACUUCGACGGCAUGCACUACCGCUGCGACAUCGGAUCCUACUUUGCCAACAACACACUUCGUCUGGCGGUGCUGGGGUCGACGCGGGGCACGGACAUGCAGGCCAUCAUCGACGCCAUCGCGCGCCGCGAGCUCAAUGCCGAGAUCGCGCUCGUGGUGAGCAACCGCGCCGACGCCUACAUCCUCGAGCGCGCCCGCGCGCACGGCAUCGCCCACCACUUUGUCGAACCGCGCGACGCCGAUGGUAAGCUCAAGCCGCGCGAGGCCUACGAUCGCGAGGUGAUCGCCGCCCUUGACGGCGUCGACGGUGGCGUCGAUCUGGUGCUGAUGAUCGGCUACAUGCGCAUCGUGUCGGCGGCCUUUGUCGAGCGGUUCCGCGGGCGCCUGUACAACGUGCACCCGUCCCUUCUGCCCGACUUUGCCGGCGGCAUGGACCUCGACGUCCACCAGGCCGUGCUCGACAGCGGCGCCAAAUUCACCGGGUGUACGGUGCAUGUGGUGACGGAGGAGGUGGACGCGGGUCCCAUCCUGGUGCAGAAGCGGUGCGCCAUCGACGCGACCGACAACGCCGACACGCUCAAGGCCAAGGUCCAGCACCUCGAGGGCGUGGCGUUGAUCGAAGCCAUUCAGCUGUUCGAGCAGCAGGAGAAGCAGAAGUACCGGGCCGAAGAGGUCAAGCGCCAGCAGAGGCGCGAGAAGCGCAAGGCCGCCGAGGGACAAGGACCCGUGACGUACCGCAGUGCGGGCGUGGACAUCGAUGCAGGCAACCUGCUCGUGGAGCGCAUCAAGCCCUUCACCAAGGCCACCGCCCGUCCCGGCACCUCGGCCAACAUUGGCGGAUUUGGCGGUCUGUUCGAUUUGAAGGAGGCCGGCUACAGGGAUCCCCUGCUCGUGAGCGGCACUGACGGUGUGGGCACCAAGCUCAAGAUUGCGCAGGAAGUGAAGAAGCACGACACCCUCGGCCAGGAUCUGGUGGCCAUGUGCGUCAACGACAUCCUCACGCGAGGCGCCGAGCCGCUCUUCUUCCUGGACUACUUCGCCACCGGCGCUUUGGCCGUCGACGAGGCCACCCAAGUUGUCAAGGGAAUUGCGGAUGGCUGCAUGCUGGCGGGAUGCGCGCUGGUGGGCGGCGAGACGGCAGAGAUGCCCGGCAUGUACCCGCCCGGCGAGUACGACUUGGCCGGCUUUGCCGUGGGCGCGGUCGAGCGCGACGGCGUGCUGCCCAUCAUGGACACCAUCAAGGAGGGUGACGUGGUGAUCGGAUUGGCGUCCUCGGGUCUUCACUCCAACGGCUUCUCGCUGGUGCGGCACAUCAUCAAGCUCAACAACAUCGACGUCUCGGCCAAGCCGCCGUUCGCUUCGAAACAUGAGAAGUUGGCCCAUGCGCUGCUCGAGCCCACGCGAAUCUACGUCAAGUCGGUGCUGCCCCUCAUGAAGGCCCGCAAGAUCAAGGCCGCCGCCCAUAUCACAGGUGGUGGGCUGCUGGAGAACAUCCCGCGAGUGCUGACGCCCAAGAUCGGGGUCGAUCUGGACGUGGCGCAGUGGAGCGUGCCGCCGGUGUUCGGCUGGCUCGCGUCGCUGGGGCAGCUCCAGCCGCGCGAGAUGCUGCGAACCCUCAACGUGGGCAUCGGCAUGACCCUCCUCGUCGCACCCGACCACGUCGCCUCCGUCCUGGAAGCCCUCACCGCCUCUGGGGAAGACGCGCGCGUGAUCGGCAAGGUCGUGCCGCGCAGACUGGACGACAGCGAGCAGGUGCACGUGGCCAACGCCCAACUGCUGGCCUCCCCCGCCCCCGCCACCUUCUGA
Messenger RNA from Acanthamoeba castellanii str. Neff, 3096 nucleotides. Its product is annotated as phosphoribosylamine-glycine ligase. The record is from RefSeq and is a predicted model, not a curated record. Gene Ontology annotation, biological process: 'de novo' IMP biosynthetic process; adenine biosynthetic process. Gene Ontology annotation, cellular component: cytosol. NCBI's taxonomy places the organism in Eukaryota, Discosea, Longamoebia, Acanthamoebidae. The coding region runs from base 1 to 3096 and encodes 1031 amino acids. The transcript is spliced from 21 exons. Gene Ontology annotation, molecular function: phosphoribosylglycinamide formyltransferase activity; metal ion binding; phosphoribosylformylglycinamidine cyclo-ligase activity.